Messenger RNA from Danaus plexippus (monarch butterfly), 385 nucleotides. RefSeq names its product cytochrome b-c1 complex subunit 10-like (gene Uqcr11). The transcript has a single exon. The record is from RefSeq and is a predicted model, not a curated record. NCBI's taxonomy places the organism in Eukaryota, Metazoa, Arthropoda, Insecta, Lepidoptera, Nymphalidae. Gene Ontology annotation, biological process: mitochondrial electron transport, ubiquinol to cytochrome c. Gene Ontology annotation, cellular component: mitochondrial inner membrane. Bases 137 to 316 code for a protein of 59 amino acids.
AGUUGUCAUAUUUCAGCUGUCAGAUUCAAUUGUCAUUAAAAUCUGAGAAGGUUACUUUACGUAACAUCUCUUCAAAAUCAAAGUAAUACUGUGACUACAAGGACCCUCGAGAGUUUGGUAUCAUCACAUCACAUCCAUGAUGUUGGGAAGAAUAGGCAAGAAACACGCGGAGAUCGCCGCCAGCUUCGCUUCCUCGGCGGCUGGUUUCGGUGGCGGAGCGUUCAUCGGACUCCUUUACUUCACCGACUGGAAGGUGUUCGUCACUAAAAUCCCCUUUUACAGAGGCAAGUUCAAGGACGAACCUAAGGAAGAGUAAGAGGAGUGUUGUCGUCAGUGUAGAGACAAUUUAUUUAUAAUAGUAUGUAAUUAUAAGUUGUGAUUACUG